Brachypodium distachyon (stiff brome) is the source of this 1913-nucleotide messenger RNA. Its product is annotated as cyclin-dependent kinase E-1. Bases 200 to 1612 code for a protein of 470 amino acids. The transcript has 15 exons. The record is from RefSeq and is a predicted model, not a curated record. Gene Ontology annotation, molecular function: ATP binding; RNA polymerase II CTD heptapeptide repeat kinase activity; cyclin-dependent protein serine/threonine kinase activity. NCBI's taxonomy places the organism in Eukaryota, Viridiplantae, Streptophyta, Magnoliopsida, Poales, Poaceae. Gene Ontology annotation, biological process: protein phosphorylation. Gene Ontology annotation, cellular component: nucleus; mediator complex.
GCAUUUUGCGAAAAGCACCUCUUCCCUGACUUGCUCGCUCCCAUCCGAUCCGAUUCCCCAAUAUCUCCGGUCUGGGCGCGGCCCAAACCCUAGGUCGCCGGCUCCGUUUGUUCUGCACAAAGCUCGUCGCGCUUUGCUGCUGCUGCCUCCGAGAAGAAGAGAAGAACAAGAAAGAUAGGGAUUCGGGCGUGGCGCGGCGAUGGGGGACGGCCGCGCCGGAGGGUCGAACCGCCCCGCGUGGCUGCAGCACUACGAGCUGCUGGGCAAGAUCGGGGAGGGAACCUACGGCCUCGUCUUUCUCGCGCGCCUCAAGCCAACGCAUCCCCAAGCUGCUGGCCGCCGCGGCUCUCCCAUCGCCAUCAAGAAGUUCAAGCAGUCCAAGGAGGGCGACGGCGUCUCGCCCACCGCUAUCAGAGAGAUCAUGCUCCUGCGUGAGAUCAACCACGAGAAUGUCGUGAAGCUCGUCAAUGUCCACAUCAACCAUGCCGACAUGUCCCUCUAUCUCGCCUUUGAUUAUGCCGAGCACGACCUCUAUGAGGUUAUCCGGCAUCACAGAGAAAAGCUCAACCUCCCCAUUAACCAAUACAGCGUCAAAUCCUUGCUCUGGCAACUGCUUAAUGGCCUCAACUAUCUCCAUAGUAACUGGAUUAUCCAUCGAGAUCUCAAGCCUUCUAAUAUACUGGUCAUGGGAGAAGGAGAAGAACAUGGAAUUAUAAAGAUUGCUGAUUUUGGGCUUGCUAGGAUAUAUCAAGCUCCACUAAAACCAUUAAGUGAUAAUGGGGUUGUGGUAACUAUCUGGUACCGUGCACCUGAGCUGUUACUUGGGGCUAAACACUAUACGAGCGCUGUUGACAUGUGGGCGGUUGGUUGCAUUUUUGCCGAAUUGCUUACGCUGAAACCAUUAUUCCAAGGUGUCGAAGCAAAAGCUACUCCAAACCCUUUUCAACUUGAUCAACUAGACAAGAUUUUCAAGGUCUUAGGUCAUCCUACGGUUGAGAAGUGGCCUACCCUUGCUAAUCUUCCAUGCUGGCUAAAUGACCAGCAACACAUCCAGGGGCAUAAGUAUGAGAACACAGGUCUCCAUACUAUUGUUCACUUGCCGCAGAAGAGUCCUGCAUUUGAUCUUCUCUCAAAAAUGCUUGAGUAUGACCCUCGAAAGCGUAUAACAGCUGCCCAGGCUUUGGAGCAUGAGUAUUUUCGGCUGGAACCACUGCCUGGAAGAAAUGCCCUUGUACCAUCUCAGUCAGGGGAGAAAGCUGUGCAAUAUCCUAUUCGUCCAGUCGAUGGAUCAACAGAUUUUGAAGGAACAACAAGCCUUCAACCAACUCAACCGCCAUCAGGAAACGUACCUCCUGGGAAUCAGCCUGUACCGAGACCACACCCAAGACAAAUGCAACAGCCUAUGGGUAGUAUGCCAAGAAUGCCUGCUGGUGCAAACAUGGGUGCGUUUGGUCCAGUGCCCCAACCGGGCAUGGUUGGGAUGAAUCCUGGUAACAUUCCAAUGCAGAGAGGGGCAGGUGGCCAGUCUCAUCCGCACCAGCUGAGAAGGAAGGCCGAUCAAGGGAUGGGGAUGCAAAACCCUGGAUACCCUCAACAGAAGAGGCGCUUCUGACAUGCUCUCUCUUGGGUAGAAGACUACUUGCUGACUGAUUAAUGUAUCCAUGAGAUCAUCAUGUAUGUAGUAUAUCUGCCAGAUAUACAUUGCCUGAUAGAAAAAUAGUGGUUAAGCAAGUUUGUUCUUGUUGCUGCUGUAGAUUUUUACUGGUGAGUUACUGUACUAUGGUUGUAAGGGUCAUUGUAAAGGAAAUUUAGAUGAUUUGCGACUGAGCCAAGCUGCAUGUCGUUGGAUUCAUUCUCCUUAUUAUUGUCAUCUGAAUAUACAAGCUACGGUAAGCUACAUGUCGUUGGAUUCA